AUGCUGGGCUCGGGCUGGGGGACACCGAGCGGGGACAGGGACACCAGCCCUGGGGGACACCAAGCGGGGACAGUGCCACCAACCGGGACACCGAGCGGGACAGGGACAGUGUCACCAACCCCGGGACACCGAGCGGCCCCUCCGCCGGCCACCGGCGUCACCGCGCGCGUCACCGCGGGCGGGGCCUCGCCAUGGCAACCGCGCUGCCACGGCCCGCCCCGCGCCGCCGGGACACCGCGCGGGACAGGGACAGGGCCACCGGCACGGGGACACGGCGCGGGGACAGUGCCACCAGCCCUGGGGGACACCGAGCGGGGACAGGGAGACCGGCACGGGGACACCGCACUGAGACAGUGCCAGUGCCACCAACCCCGGGGACACCGAGCGGGGACAGGGGCACCAACCCGGGACACCGAGCGGGGACAGGGACAGUGCCACCGGCACGGGACACCGCGCGGGGACAGGGAUAGUGCCACCAACCCGGGGACACCGCGCGGGGACAGGGACAGUGCCACCAACCCCGGGACACCGCGCGGGGACAGGGGCGGGGCCACCGGCACGGGGACACGGCGCGGGGACAGAGCCACCAACCCUGGAGGACACCACACUGGGACAGUGCCAUUGCCAGUGCCACCAAGCCCGAGACACCCGCACUGGGACAGUGCCAGUGCCACCAGCCCUGGGGGACACCGCGCUGGGCCAGUGCCACCAGCCCGGGACACCGCGCGGGGACAGGGGCGGGGCCACCGGCACGGGGACACGGCGCGGGGACAGAGCCACCAACCCUGGAGGACACCACACUGGGACAGUGCCAUUGCCAGUGCCACCAAGCCCGAGACACCCGCACUGGGACAGUGCCAGUGCCACCAGCCCUGGGGGACACCGCGCUGGGCCAGUGCCACCAGCCCCCGGGGGACACCCGCGGCACCGCGCUGGGACAGUGCCGGUGCCACUGGCACGGGGACACCGCAGCACCGGCGCUGGGAUAAUGCCACCAGCCCCAGGGGACACGCGCGCUGUGACACCGCCAGUGCCACCAGCCCCGGCGGUGGCAGCCGCGGGACCCGCGCUGUGUCCCCACGGCUCGGGAGCCACCGGAGCGAGCCCUCGGCGCUGGCAUCACCCAGUGCAGCGCCCUGGCAGGGGGAAUGUCACCGGGGCAGGUGGCACAGGGGAGUGGCCGGGGGGUUUGGGUGUCUCCAGCCCCUGGGCAGUGCUCACCCUCCAUGGGAAGUUCUGACAAGUUCAAAAAACUUGUUUGUUUGUUUUUUUUUUUAAUUUCUGGCCGUUGCUGCUCAUCCUGUCACACUUGUGAAAAGUUACUUUUGUUCCGAUGAGUGUUCAAGAUCCCUGCGCAGAAAUGAAAGCUUGUCCUUCACUGCUGAUGAGAUUCCUGCA
Molecule: messenger RNA, 1398 nt
Organism: Passer montanus (Eurasian tree sparrow)
Lineage: Eukaryota; Metazoa; Chordata; Aves; Passeriformes; Passeridae
Product: putative per-hexamer repeat protein 5
Exons: 3
Coding region: 1-1278 (425 amino acids)
Source: RefSeq, a predicted model, not a curated record